CUGGCGGGACUAUGGCCCAGGGCGCAGUGAUCCAUGUGGCCCCGGGGCAGUCCAUCUAUGCCGUGUGUGUGCUGGGCACCGAGACUCCGCUGGAUGUCUACGGCUCUGCCCCCACGGGCUACACGUCCUUCAGCAUCAAUGCCUCCCCAGGAGUGGUUGUGGAUGUUGCCCAUAGCCCUACAGCCAAGAAGAAUCCCACAGGUUCCUCCAAGUGGUCCCUGGACCCUAGCCUGGAGGUGAGCCUGAGGAUGAAAGCUGUGAGCAGUGGCACAGGUGACCAGAAGGUUCAGAUUUCAUAUUAUGGACCCAAGACCAACCCCGUCCAAGCCCUGCUCUAUGUCACCGGUGUUGAAAUCUCCUUGAGCACGGACAUCGCCCGCACUGGCAAAGUGAAGCCCGCUGGAGCCAAGAAGGGCCAGAGGACCUGGACCUGGGGCCCCCACGGGCAAGGUGCCAUCCUGCUGGUGAACUGUGACAAAGAUAAUCCCAAAUCUUCCACUGUAGACUGCAAGGAUGCUGAAGUGCUUGACAGCAAAGACCUGCAGGACAUGUCCCUGGUGACCCUGUACACCAAUACUCCCAGGGACUUCACCAAGCACCAGCUGCUCCUCCACGUGGCCAAAUCGGAGAUGGACAAAGUCAGGGUGUUUCGAGCCAGCCGGGGCAAACAGGUCUCCAGGUACAGGCUGGUCCUGGGGCCACAGCAGCCCAGUCACCCCCUGGAGCUCCCAGGCGGCCAGCACAGCGUGGACUUCUACGUGGAGGGCCUCGCUUUCCCAGACGUCAACUUCCCGGGGCUCAUUUCCCUCACCAUCUCCCUGCUGGACCCGUCCAACCCGGAGCUCCCUGCCACCCUGCUUUUCCAAGACAGCGUGGUCUUCCGUGUGGCCCCCUGGAUCAUGACCCCCAACACUCAGCCCCCGGAGGAGGUGUACGUGUGCAGGGUGCUUGAAAACGCAGACUUCCUGAAGUCAGUGACAGCUCUGGCCAGGGAAGCCAAGUGCAAGCUGACCAUCCCCUCCAAGGAGCAGAGCAAGGAUGACCGGUGGAUGCAGGACGAGAUAGAGAUCGGCUACAUCCAAGCCCCGCACAAGACCCUGCCUGUGGUCUUUGACUCUCCGAGGAACAGGGGCCUGAAGGAUUUCCCCGUCAAAUACAUGCUGGGUCCAGAUUUUGGCUAUGUGACUCGAGGACCUGAAACAGGAGAGGUUACUACCUUCGACUCCUUUGGAAACCUGGAAGUGAGCCCCCCGGUCACGGUCGGGAGGAAGAAAUACCCUCUGGGCAGGAUCCUCAUUGGGAGCAGCAGGUACCCCAGUGCUGAGAGCCAGGAGAUGCACCAGGCCGUGCAGGACUUCCUCAGUGCCCAACAGGUGCAGGCCCCAGUGACGCUCUACUCCGACUGGCUGUUUGUGGGUCACGUGGACGAGUUCCUGAGCUUCGUCCCAGCACACAAGAAGGGCUUCAGGCUGCUCCUGGCCAGCCCCAGGUCCUGCUACAGAUUGUUUGAGGAGCAGCUGAAGGAGGGCCAUGGGGAGGCUGUGCUAUUCGAAGGCGUUAAGAAAAAAAAACAGAAAAUAAAGGACAUUCUGUCAGACAAGAAACUGAGAGAACAUAACUCAUACGUGGAGAAAUGCAUCAACUGGAACCGGGAGGUGCUGAAGCGGGAGCUGGGCCUGACCGAGCGGGACAUCAUUGACAUCCCCCAGCUCUUCGAGCUCCAGGAGGAUGUCAGGGGGAUCCUCAAGGCCAAAGCCUAUUUUCCAAACAUGGUGAACAUGCUGGUGCUGGGGAAGCACCUGGGCAUCCCCAAGCCCUUCGGACCCAUCAUCGAUGGCCAGUGCUGCCUGGAGGAGAAGGUGCGGUCCCUGCUGGAGCCGCUGGGCCUCCACUGCACCUUCAUCGACGACUUCACCCCGUACCACACGCUGCACGGGGAGGUGCACUGCGGCACCAACGUGCGCCGGCAGCCCUUCUCCUUCAAGUGGUGGCGCAUGGUGCCCUGAGCC
Leptonychotes weddellii (Weddell seal) is the source of this 2009-nucleotide messenger RNA. The record is from RefSeq and is a predicted model, not a curated record. Lineage: Eukaryota; Metazoa; Chordata; Mammalia; Carnivora; Phocidae.